Molecule: messenger RNA, 6519 nt
Organism: Diaporthe citri
Lineage: Eukaryota; Fungi; Ascomycota; Sordariomycetes; Diaporthales; Diaporthaceae
Exons: 4
Coding region: 1-6519 (2172 amino acids)
Biological process (GO): calcium ion import across plasma membrane
Cellular component (GO): membrane; voltage-gated calcium channel complex
Molecular function (GO): calcium ion binding; high voltage-gated calcium channel activity
Source: RefSeq, a predicted model, not a curated record
AUGGCGGACCCCUCGAGAUCCCCUCCGUCGCAACGGAACAGAGCGCCCCCGCCGUCGUCGAUACCCUUAGACGGCCUCGGUGGCCCGCCUGGCGAAUAUGGGAGAGGCAGGUCCACUUCCGGCGCUGGAGGUGCGCAGACAUAUGGGGCGCAGGCACAGUCACAGACGCAGCCACAACGCUACGAGAGGUUAUCGCCAACCACGGCCCAGAUGGCCGCAACCUUACCCGGCAUAACGACGUACUGGGACAACCCAUACCAGCAGCAACAACAGCAGCAGGGACCACUGCAACAACCACAGCAGCAACAGUCGAGGCAGGCAGGGCUGCAGCUUGGGGCCGAGUCACCUGUGGAUCCUACCGCAUUUCAGUAUGCCCUCCCACCGGACUUCUCUAACGAGCAGCUGUCGCCGCGUCCGCUCUCAGAGAUCGGCUCUACUCCGAACGCGGCCUACGAGGCCCCAUCCUACUUCGAUGACCACAACGCCCAAGAGUCGGACAGGGUACCUCUCACACAGACUGCCCAGCCAAUCGAUGGUCUUAGUGUUGCCGGCGAUGCACAGCCACGGGACAGCUUCCAGACGGUGCGGGAUCUAGAUACUGGCCCGAGCCAGGUGCGCAAUUCGGACAGGCUUGGCUUCGAUCUGGAGUCUGGGAUCGGCUCCCAGAAGCACAAGAGUUUCGGGAAGAACCUGACGCCCGACGCGAACCGACGGUCGCGCUCGCCCUCGACAUCAGGCGCGCUCCUCAAGGCCGGCUCCAUCAUGCGAGCCAUGUCCCAGCGUGUCGUGAACAUCAGUGGUGACGAGGUUCUCGAGAACCAGAAACGCCGUGAUCGAUCCCGUUCGCCAAGUCGAGAUGGUCCGCGCGAGUCUAUGCCCCAGGUGCCUGAGGUCGACACUUCGUAUCACUCGCAGCUCUACCAGAAUCAGAGCCCCAUCGAGAAGAAGGGACAGGCGGAAUACAUAUUUCCCUCGGAUCCUGGCCCUCUAUCCCCGGUGCCCUCGAUACACGGCCGUAUGGCCAACCCUUUGAAAGGAAAGACCUUGGGUAUAUUCUCUCCUGACAACCCAAUACGAACGCGCCUCUGUGACAUUCUGGUGCAGCCGUGGACAGAGCCCCUGCUUCUGAUCUUGAUUGUGCUCCAAAUGAUCCUCCUAUGCGUUGAGGCAGCACCAAAUGUCUUUGAUGACGGCGAGGGCAGGCCAGACAGAUGGGGUAGUACCUCGAUCGACUGGGCCAUAUUCUGCCUGUUUGUUAUUUUCACUGUAGAACUGAUUGCCAGGAUUAUCGUUUCUGGCUUCGUGCUCAAUGCUGCCGAGUACAGCACCAUUGACCGCAAACGCGGCGUCAAGGCGGCUGUUGUGGACAGGUAUCGGACCGUCUUUCAACCUCAAAGGCAAAAGUCGGUCAGGAAGCCACCACAAGACUAUGGCCCGUCAACGUUCUCACGCUCGGUCACGUUCUUGCAUGGUCAUUCACUCCCUCAGACUAUAGAGGAGCAGCAGAGGUAUCAGCUGGCCCGACGAGCUUUCUUGCGCCAUGGUUUCAACCGACUCGACUUUGUUGCUGUCGUAUCAUUUUGGAUAUCUUUUGUGAUCGGGAUAACGGGCGCCGAGAAACGACACCAUCUCUACGUGUUCAGAAUGCUUAGCUGUCUCCGCAUCGUGAGACUGUUGGCACUGACCAAGGGUAAUGCGGUCAUUCUGCGAAGUCUGAAAAGAGCAGCACCAUUACUGCUGCGAGUCUCGUUCCUGAUCGGCUUCUUCUGGUUGGUCUUUGCCAUUAUUGGCGUGCAAAGUUUCCAAGGCAGUCUUAGCCGACAGUGUACCUGGAUUGACCCAGAGGACCCGCUGAACAUCAGUGCGGCGUUUGUCAACGACUUCCAAUUCUGUGGUGGCUACAAGAACUUGACUACUGGCGAAGACUUGCCAUGGGUCAUUGCUGAUCCGCCUGACAACCUGAGCAACCUCAGUCCCGGCACAGGUAGCGCUAAGGGCUACAUUUGUCCCAGGGGGUCGCUCUGUCUCCAGCAGGGAAAUCCGUACAACGACAGCAUGCACUUCGACGACAUUCUGCACUCACUCGAGAUGGUUUUCGUCGUCAUGAGUGCGAACACGUUCUCCGACCUGAUGUACUACACGAUCGAUUCAGAUUAUACGCCAGCGGCCCUCUUCUUUGGCGCUGGAAUCAUGAUAAUGCUGCUAUGGCUGGUCAACUUGCUCAUUGCUGUCAUCACAUCAUCAUUCCAGGUCAUCCGCGAAGAAAGCAGGGCCAGUGCCUUUACCGAUACUGAGGACAAAUUCGUGGACGGCCCUGCGGAGGAGCCGCCCAAGCGGAUAUCUUCCCUACAGCGGAUUUACAACAAGUCCAGGUUAUUCUGGGUCCUGUGUAUCGCUUUUGACUUGCUUGCGCAGGCGUGGAAGAGCGCCUCAAUGUCGGAUGACCGCAGGGCUUUCAUCGACAAUGUCGAGAUUAUAGUGACGCUUCUACUCGACAUCGAAAUCAUCAUACGACUCGUUGCAGACUUCAGAGGGUUUCGUCGCAGCACUCGGAACCUCGUGGAUCUAGGGCUUGCCGUCAUCACAUCCGUCAUCCUGCUUCCUCCUAUCCACGAUGCGGGGGUAGUUUACGCCUGGUUGACGGUGUUCCAGAUAAUGAGGGCCUACCGAGUUGUUCUUGCGGUGCCGAUGACCAGAGACCUGAUUGUGCUAGUGUUGGGCGAUGCCACGGGUAUCAGCAACCUGAUGCUGUUCGUCUACCUGAUUACGCUUCUCAUGGCAGUUUUCGCCUCACAGCUGUUCCGCGGAGAGAUCCCCUUGGAGGACUCCGGCGGUGACAACAUCAACAUGAACUUUUCGACAAUCUGGAAUUCGUUCCAGGCCAUGUUCCAAAUCCUUUCCAGCGAGAACUGGACGACUGUUCUGUACACGGUGACCGGCUACACGAAUGGCCGGCACACUGCGUGGAUUGGGGCCAUGUUCCUCAUCGGAUGGUUUAUCUUAGCCUUCUUCAUUCUCAUCAACAUGUUCAUUGCUGUCAUUCAAGAAAACUUCGACGUUGGCGAGGAUGUCAAGCGGCUUGAGCAAGUCCGAGCAUUCUUGCAGCGGAAAGAACUGGGAGGCAGUUCAAGUAAUCUCGCCCUUUCGACCAUCUUCUCCCUCGGCAAAACCAGGAAGAAGAAGGACCCUCUGGAUUACGGCCCGGCCACCAUGGAAAUGUUGCUUAAGGAGGCUGUUGUCAAGGACUUCCUCGACGACGCAGUCGAGACUGCGCAGGAGACACCCGGCAGCGGGAGCCAAUCACCCCCAGAAGCCGCCAAUGGAAAAGCCGGUAAUGUGAAGCCUGGUUUCAUGUCUAUGAUGUGGGGCAAAGUGGUUACGGCGUUCAGCAGCAAAGAUCCAAACCCGUUCUACUCCAACCUCGCCUUCGAAAAUCGCAACGAGACCCAGGACCCGCGCCAGAUGGCUCGUCAAGCUGUCUCCGCCACCGCUGAGCGUCGCAAGGCGCAGCGCGCGUAUCUGGCUCGACACCCGACUUACAACAACUCCUUGUUCAUAUUCACGCCACGGAACCCUAUUCGGCGCCUUUGUCAGCGAAUCGUUGGCCCCGGACGGGGGACUGAGCGUUUCGAUGGUGUAGAGCCUCACAAGAUCGCGUGGUACUCGUUUUCGGCCUUCAUCUAUGCCGCGAUUGUCGCCAUGGUGAUUCUGGCCUGUGUGACCACGCCCCUGUACCAGAAGGAAUAUUUCAAAACCCAUGAGUUCAGCGUUGAGAACUGGUUUGUCUGGACUGACAUGGCCUUCGCCACCCUGUUCAGCGCAGAAGCUCUCAUCAAGGUCAUCGCAGAUGGGUUCUUCUGGACCCCGAACGCCUAUUUCCGCAGCUCCUGGGGAAUCAUCGACGCUGUUGUCUUGAUUACUCUCUGGAUCAACGUCAUCACGCUCUUCACAAAUGACGGGGCCGUGUCUCGAGCUGUCGGUGCCUUCAAGGCCCUGAGAGCUCUGCGGCUGCUCAACGUCAGUGACAGCGCCCGGGACACAUUCCACUCGUUGAUUGUGAUCGGAUGGUGGAAGAUUGCCAGCGCGGCCUUCGUGUCGCUUUCGCUGAUUAUCCCAUUCGCAAUCUACGGGACCAACUUGUUCAUGGGCAAAUUCGUGACGUGCAACGACGACAGCGCAGGCGAGUUGCUCCUCGACUGCUUCGGUGAAUACAACAGCAGUCCAUUUAAUUGGGAUGUGCUGGCCCCCCGCGUGGCCGACAACCCCUUCUUCAGCUUCGACGACUUUGGCUCCUCUCUAUUCAUUCUCUUCCAGAUUGUGAGUCAAGAGGGAUGGAUUGAUGUCUCGUUCGGGGCACAGUCCAUUACAGGGGUCGGCAAGCAGCCACAGUUUGGCGUUGCGCAGGGCAAUGCCGUGUUCUUCAUUAUCUACAACCUCUUGGGCACAGUUUUCGUGCUCACGCUGUUCAUCUCGGUCUUCAUGCGAAACUACACGGAGCAGACUGGCGUGGCAUAUCUGACCACUGAGCAACGGUCGUGGCUCGAGUUGCGCAAACGUCUCCGCCAGAUAUCCCCUUCUAAGACGUCUUAUGAUGACUCUAAACAGAAUUGGAAGAAAUGGUGUCACAAGCGCGCGAUCGAGAAGAAAGGCAAAUGGUACACCAGCAUCACUAUCGUGCUGGGUCUGCACCUGCUACUGCUGCUCGUCGAGUUCUAUCAGGAGCCCCUCUGGUGGACCAACACGAGAGACGCGAUAUUCUUCUUGUUCACCCUGGUCUACAUGGCGAACACUGGGAUUCGUGUCAUUGGUCUGGGCUGGCCCCGUUUCAGGAAGAGUUCUUGGGACAUGUACUCCUUGGUCGUUGUGUUCGGCGCUUUUGCGACCACGAUCCUCUUCCUCAUCAGGCCCCAGGAAGACACUUUCGUGCAGCUGCACAAGUUCUUCCUCGUCGCCAUUGUGUUCCUGCUCAUCCCCCGCAAUGACGCUCUGGACCAGCUCUUCAAAACGGCAGCAGCUAGUCUGACGACCAUUGGUAAUCUGUUGGCAACCUGGCUUGUCUUCUUCCUGGUCUUUGCCAUCGCCCUGACGCAGACGUUCAGCUUGACGCGGUUCGGCGGCGAGGAGACCACUCAGGUCAACUUCCGCACGGUACCGAACGCGCUCAUCCUGCUAUUCCGUAUGUCUGUCGGCGAGGGCUGGAAUGAGAUCAUGGAAGAUUUCGCCUGUAUCGAGCCGCCCCUGUGCGUUGAGAGCGAGAACUUCUACUUAAGCGACUGUGGCAGCGCUGCAUGGGCCAGGGUGCUGUUCAUAUUGUGGAACAUCCUCAGCAUGUACAUCUUCGUCAACUUGUUCGUGUCGCUCAUUUACGAGAGUUUCUCGUAUGUGUACCAGCGCUCAAGCGGGCUGUCUGCCGUCGACCGGGACGAGAUUCGCCGCUUCAAGGAAGCCUGGAGAUCGGUUGACCCCCACGGCACGGGACACAUCAGCAAGGAAGCCUUCCCUCGCCUUCUGGGAGAGCUGUCGGGCGUGUUCGAGAUGCGGAUCUACUCACAUGAGGACUCCGUGGGACAGAUCCUUGAUGAUGUUGGAAACGAUGUGCCAUCGUCCCGCCACCAAUCCAUCUCAUCUGCAAGCGCCUAUGGUGGUGCCAAUCUUCAGAAGUUGAACAACAGGCUGAACCAGAUUGACAUCGAAGCGGUGCGGGAGAGGCGCAGGAGGUACAACAUCUUCUACGAAGAGGUCAUGGUCUCGGCGGAUCCAGACAAGGGCAUCUCGUUUACUACAGUGCUCAUGAUUUUGGCUCACUACAACAUUAUCAACGACAGCAAGAGUCUUCGUCUUGAGGAAUUCUUGCGCCGUCGGGCACGUCUCCAACGUGUCGAGGAGGAAGUCCGCCGUCGUGUGGUCGUCGGCUUUUUCGACACGAUGUACUAUGCACGACAGUUUAAGCGGCACAUGGAUCGCAAGAGGUCUGCACGUAUGACGGCAAUACCUCAGCUGGAUCUGCCGGACAUCCUUGUAGACGACGAAGAAGAGCGAGAAAAGAGGAAGACGUCCUCAUCACUGCUACAGAACCCUUACGGGCCACAAAGCCCAUCGACACCUGGCUCAGCGGGCCUGCGCUCGCCGGGCACGGGCGCCGCAUUCCUGAGCCCUAACGAGGCCCGGAACAGCGGUGGCGCCGGCGGCGCAACCAGCCACCAGAAGACGUGGUCCGGAACGAGCGCGGACCUGACACUGCAGACCAACUUUGACAGCACGGGCGGCGUGCACCCGCUGAGCAUGCCGCGGGCGGGAGAGGCCAGCUCUGCCAGGAGCGACGCGCACCAGUCGACGCACUCGGCCUUCAGCUUCGAGCUGCAGCCCGGCUCGGCCAACAGCUCGGCGGCCAACAGCAGGCGCAACAGCAGGAGCAACAGCGCCGUGAGCCCGAUCCAGAUGAGCCAGAUCCUCGAUGACUCCAUCUGGAUGGCGAGUAUCAGGCGGAGCGCCACCAUGAAGAGGAAACCGGGGUGGUAA